AUGUCUAGUGCAUUUGGUUCCUUCUUUACAGCUUGGGAGGCUACGGAAACAAAUUAUCAGAAGGAGAUUUUUUCAGAGGAUAACGAUACUGUUAUUGUUGAUCUCUGGGAUGUGCUACAAGACGGCAUGAUCAGCACUAUGCCCAUUGACAUUGACCUGUCAAGCAUAACAUCAGAAGCCCAGAAAAUUGUGUAUGGGCAAAUGAUCCCGCUUGCUUGGAGUGUAGCUCCCGGCAAAUUCGUCCCAUAUAUCUUCCAUGAUACGGCCGGACUCACAAUUCACAGAAAAACCGGAGAUUCAUGUUCAUCGAACACCCCGGGUGACAUCUCAUUCUGGAUUACCUCCGACGCGGUCAGCAAAUCAAAAGUCUGUUGGAACGGAAACACGUUAUACGUACUCGGUGUCAGUUCGAGCCCUGAUUUGCUUAUUUCGCAAAACCAGCCAGACUUGGGCCCCGGGUCCCCUGCACCUUUCGUUGCUAUCCCAGGAGGGACAACCGAUGUUCUCGAUGGAAAUUCAUUCGGCAGUGUCAUGCUGGAUGAUAUGGUAAUCAGUGCAUACUCUGGAUACUUACAAAAUGGCAACAGGAAUGGCUAUCAGGUGCCAUCAAAUGGAGGAUCUACAGACGGCCUAUUCUUUUCUGGGGGCAUCCAAACUGCUGGGUUCUUCACCUUGCAGUUGCACCAGCAUUUAUAA
Penicillium daleae is the source of this 696-nucleotide messenger RNA. RefSeq lists its product as uncharacterized. Bases 1 to 696 code for a protein of 231 amino acids. The record is from RefSeq and is a predicted model, not a curated record. Lineage: Eukaryota; Fungi; Ascomycota; Eurotiomycetes; Eurotiales; Aspergillaceae. The transcript is spliced from 2 exons.